GGCAGGAAGCGGUACAUGACAGCCUCGGGGUGCGGCGGCUUCCUGGACGCCAGUGAAGCGGGUUACAUCACCUCGCCCGGUUACCCUCUGGAGUAUCCACCGCACCAGAACUGCCACUGGAUCAUCACGGCACCGGAGCCGUCGCAGCGCAUCGUCCUCAACUUCAACCCACACUUUGAGAUCGAGAGGCUGGACUGCAAGUACGACUUCAUCGAGAUCCGCGACGGCGCGCUGGAGAGCGCCGACGUCCUGGGCCGACACUGCAGCAACAUCGCGCCGGCGCCGAUCAUCUCCUCUGGCCCCUCCCUCCGGAUCAAAUUUGUCUCCGACUACGCCCACCAGGGGGCGGGCUUCUCUCUGCGCUAUGAGAUCUUCAAAACAGGGUCGGAAUUCUGCUUCCGUAAUUUCACCAGCCCCUCGGGAAUGAUCGAGUCCCCGGGUUUCCCGGACAAGUACCCGCACAACCUGGAGUGUUCGUACAUGAUCAUAGCUCCGCCCCGCAUGGACAUCACCCUCACCUUCCUCACCUUUGACCUGGAGAACGACCCCCUGCUGGUGGGAGAGGGCGACUGCAAGUACGACUGGCUGGACGUGUGGGAUGGACUGCCACAGGUGUCUCCUCUGAUCGGCCGCUACUGCGGGACAAAGAUCCCUCCGGAGAUCCAGUCGUCGUCCGGCCUGCUGUCGCUGUCCUUCCACACGGACAUGGCCGUGGCCAAAGACGGCUUCUCCGCUCGCUACAACCUGACGCACAAAGAAGUCAGCGACUCGUUCCACUGCAGCAUGGCUCUCGGGAUGGAGUCGGGGAAGAUCAGCGACGAUCAGAUCUCCGCCUCCACCACGUUCUACGACAACCGCUGGCUGCCGCGUCAGGCGCGACUCAACAACAACGACAACGCCUGGACGCCGGCCGAGGACAGCAACAAGGAGUACAUACAGGUCGACCUCCAAUUCCUCAAGGUGUUGACGGGCAUCGCCACACAAGGAGCCGUUUCCAAGGAGACGCAGAAGGCGUACUACGUCACCACGUUCAAGCUGGAGGUCAGCACCAACGGAGAGGACUGGAUGGUUUACCGACACGGCAAGAACCACAAGGUCUUCCACGCUAACACAGACCCGGCUGAGGUGGUCCUGAACCGCGUCCCACAGCCGGUCCUGGCUCGGUUCGUCCGCAUCCGACCGCAGACCUGGAGGAACGGCAUCGCGCUGCGCUUCGAGCUCUACGGCUGUCAGAUCACAGAUGCUCCAUGUUCAGACCUGCAGGGCCUGCUGUCCGGCCUGCUGCCCGACGCACAGAUCUCAGCCUCCUCCAGCAGGGACAUUGUGUGGAAUCCCAGCACCGCCCGCCUGGUGGCCAGUCGCUCCGGGUGGUUCCCUGCACCAGCACAGCCUCUGGCUGGAGAGGAGUGGCUGCAGGUGGACCUCGGCGUCCCGAAGACGGUCCGCGGCGUGAUCACCCAGGGAGCGCGGGGAGGAGACGCCGGCAGCGGAGCGACCACGGACAAUCGAGCGUUUGUGAGGAAGUACAAGGUGGCGUACAGCCUGAACACAAAAGAGUGGAAUUUCAUCAUGGACUUCAAGACCAGUCUUCCAAAGAUCUUCGAGGGGAACACGCACUACGACACGCCAGAGCUGCGGCACUUCGAGGAGACGGUGGCCCAGUACGUGCGCUUGUAUCCGGAGCGCUGGUCUCCGGCAGGGAUCGGGAUGAGAGUGGAGAUCUUGGGCUGUGACCUUCCAGAAACCCCCACGCCGGCCGACACCGCCACGCCGACCCCGCCGCCCGACACCGAGACCACCACCGCCCCCGCGACGACCACGGUGGCCACCUCGCCUCCGUCGGACAGCGUGUGCGACCUUGACCGCGGCCUGUGUGGGUGGACUCACGACCCCAGCGCCCCGCUCUUCUGGUCCCUGCACAGUCACGAGCUCAACAAUUAUCUCUACAUGGACGCCAGCCUGAAGACGGAGCAGCAGCAAGCUCGCCUCCUCAGCCCCGUGGUUCCGGCUGAAACCGGGCCCCUCUGCCUCCUCUUCUCCUACCAGCUGUUGGGCGAGGCCCAGGGUCACCUGAGGGUCCUGCUGCGCGACGCCCACAGUGAGGAGACGCUGCUCUGGACGCUCGCGGGCGACCAGGGCCCCGUGUGGAAGGAGGGUCGCACCAUCCUGCCUCGCUCCCCUAAAGACUUCCAGGUUGUGAUGGAGGGUUUCUUUGUGCACGGCACCAGAGGACACAUCUGGAUAGACAACAUCCACAUCAGCUCCAGCACCCCGCUGAAGGAGUGUACACAACCCUUCACUGCUUUUCCUCCCGAGAAUCCAGUGAGGACACCCAAUGAGUUUGGAGACGGACGACUUUUCAGCGGCAGGGACCCGUUAGGAGGAGGUUUACAGUUUCCCGAGUGGAACACCGAGUCGCCGUCCUCCGAGCCGCCAGUGACGCGCAUCUCGGAGAAGGACAACUCGUGGCUGUACACGCUGGACCCCAUCCUGGUCACCAUCAUCGUCAUGAGCUCGCUGGGCGUGCUGCUCGGCGCCAUCUGCGCGGGCCUCCUCCUGUACUGCACGUGCUCGUACAGCGGGCUGUCGUCGCGCUCCUCCACCACGCUGGAGAACUACAACUUUGAGCUGUACGACGGCCUCAAGCACAAGGUGAAACUGAACCAGCAGCGCUGCUGCACCGAGGCGUGAGGCCGCCGCCGCCGCCGCCACCGCCACAUCUCCACCUGCAGAUCCCUGGACACGAGCGCACACGUGAGAAGAGCGCGGGGGGCGGAGAUUUGUCAGGCUUGUUUCUGUGAGAGGAACGCGCGUCACUUCCAGGUUGACUGGACGCUGUGCUACUUAAACGUGAUGUUUGGAAAGGUGUUAGGUUUAGGAAACGUCUUCUUUUAAUCACACGUGGACACCGUGGCCUAGAACUUAGAACUCCUUCUUCCUGUGGCACCUUUCUUUUCUUUGUUAGGAUUAUUUCCCUCUCUCGUCGCAGACUCUGCUCAGCCUCAGUUAUCCUGACUCACCCCCCCGAAACACACACACACACACCGACAGUCUGUGGUAUUUUUAGUCGCCGACGUUCCUCCGCUGUCUGUCUGUCUGUCUGUCUGUCUGUCUGUCUGUUCAGUGUUUUCAAGUCUGACGUCUGUGACGGCAGAUAAGUCGAGAGAAGAAGAAGGAAAACAAAAAAGAGAAGUGUGUGUUUUUUUAACUUUUUAGCGACGGAGAGAGAGAGUUGUUGUUUUAGAGUUUAGUUGUUACUGGUUCCUGUCAAAGACAAAGGUCAUGUUUACAUUGUGGUUAACGCGGGAAAGGUCACGGAGGUUUUUAGGCGGGUGGUGCAACCUAUGGAUUGCGGGAACGAGCGGAGACGUCGACGUGAGAGGGAGAGAGAGACAGACAGAGACAGAGAGAGAGAGACACACUUGGAAGGACGGGGACAAAAAUGAGAUCUAAAACAAAUGCACAGCCAGAAACAGCUUUCUCAAUCCACUCGGUGUGUGUGUGUGUGUGUGUGUGUGUGUGCGUGUGUGUGCGUGUGUGCGUGUGGACACACAACAAGCCUUAAAAGGAAACCGCUCGAGGAGACCAUCUCUCUCCCUCUCUCUCUGUCUCCCCCUCUCUCUGUUAACUUUUUUUUUCUUCUUUUACAUACGGACCUAAAAAGCCAUGAUUGAAAGGACCUGACCUCUGACCCGUCACACACACACACACACACACACACACACACGUGCGAGCGACCACAUCAACCUGCCGCCCGAGGAUGUUUUUGUUAUUUUUUGUUGUUUUCUCUCGUCGUGCACGGCUGUGAAUGGACUCUUCCUCCUCCUCCUCCUCCUCCUCCCUCCUCCACACACACACACAUGUAUAUACAAAACACGCCGCUUCUCUCUCUCUCUCUCAGAAAAACAUGAAGACUCUCUGAUAAGGACCUAAAAAUGAAGGGAAUAAUGGCUGCUGCUGCUGAGAGAGACACACACACACACACACACACACGUGCCAUGUCAUUUACACACACACACAGACACACACACAGACACACACACACACUCUGGACUCCACUGACUCUCUUCAAAGUGCCUUGGAGCCUCUGGGAUCCAGCUCGCCUUUGGAGCCAGUAUCAGAAGCGGUGACUCUCACCGUCGCCCCCAGGACCAAACCCUGGACCAGGACAGUACCCGGAGCCCCUCGCCCCGCCUCGCCCUUGGCCCCGCCCCUUGCCUCCUUUCGCACUGCUCGGACUGCUGUUGUUGUUUUAAAGGGGUCUUUGUACAGAAAAAAAAGCUCUUUUUAUGAUUGUUAUUAUAAUUAUUGUUAUGAUUAUUUAAUAAAGGAUUUAUACCAUA
Messenger RNA from Solea solea (common sole), 4343 nucleotides. RefSeq names its product neuropilin 2a (gene nrp2a). The transcript has 17 exons. Lineage: Eukaryota; Metazoa; Chordata; Actinopteri; Pleuronectiformes; Soleidae. Gene Ontology annotation, biological process: vascular endothelial growth factor signaling pathway; axon guidance; angiogenesis. Gene Ontology annotation, cellular component: membrane. The coding region runs from base 16 to 2691 and encodes 891 amino acids. Gene Ontology annotation, molecular function: vascular endothelial growth factor receptor activity; semaphorin receptor activity. The record is from RefSeq and is a predicted model, not a curated record.